Molecule: messenger RNA, 255 nt
Organism: Aspergillus niger
Lineage: Eukaryota; Fungi; Ascomycota; Eurotiomycetes; Eurotiales; Aspergillaceae
Exons: 2
Coding region: 1-255 (84 amino acids)
Source: RefSeq, a predicted model, not a curated record
AUGACGGAACCUCGUCUACUUAUUCUUCUCUCACGGGAUGUGGACGAGGUUGAUCUCGUCUGGAGGACAGAGCAUAUUACAGGUAUCAUCAACCUGGUUCAUGCUCAACAAGACUCAGAAAGCCAGAAGUACACAUGCGAUGCUCGUCGAAAACAACGGAAACUAUCAGAAGAUGUGACAUUUGUCUUCUCAGAGCAUCACGUCCAUGAUGCAUAUGACAGUGUGUCUGGUCAAUUGACCAUGGAAGUGGCUUGA